Leguminivora glycinivorella is the source of this 1640-nucleotide messenger RNA. RefSeq names its product myb-like protein AA. The coding region runs from base 16 to 1098 and encodes 360 amino acids. The transcript has 7 exons. The record is from RefSeq and is a predicted model, not a curated record. NCBI's taxonomy places the organism in Eukaryota, Metazoa, Arthropoda, Insecta, Lepidoptera, Tortricidae.
UUUUUAAAAUAAAAAAUGGCGGGGAAGAUACUGAUAUUGGCGUUCGCGUUAUCAAUAUGCAAGGUCCAUUCACAAUCAAUCGGCUGCUGUUCGCCAUCAAAUUCCCAGUCAUCAUGCGGCCCAUCACAAUCACAAACGAUUAACGGAAUAAAAGCAUCGCCACAGCUACAAUUUGUACCUGGACAAAAUCUUCAAGCCAUCAAUCUUUCACAAUUAUCGCCAAUGAGCCGACCGUCGAAUAUACAGAAGACUAAAUCGACAUGUAACAUGCCAAAACAAAGCUUUCAAGUAACUUCAUCGCCGCAGUAUUCAUCAUCAUCUUGUGGCCAACCCUCAAACGUGCAAUGCUCAUCACCCUGCCCUCAAGUCAUCACCACCCCAGUGUCGGCCAUCACCGUCCCACCAACUCCUUGCACCACUGUCAUCGACUGUUCUCUUGCCAGCGCUUUAGCCAACGCUUUGCAACUGUUGAUCGCCAACGAUUUCAUCAACUCUGCUGUUAACAACAAAAUAAUUAAUCAAAACUGUCUUCCCGCUAAUGUAGAAACUUCUACAUCUAACAUCGACCUUAACUCUCUCAUCAAUAAUAUUAACAAUCAACAGAACUACCAAUGUCAGAAUUCUGGACCAACUGAUGACUACGAUUGGGAACAACUACUAGUCUACUUAAACGGAGAUAAAAAGAAAGAUACACAAACAGAUAAAUAUGACUCUUUCUACAGAUAUAUAAAAGAAAAGGGACAAACAGUCGAUCAGAUUGCACAGCAGCCUCAAACAUGUGAUCUGGAUGAAGAUGCUCUUCUCCAACUUUUGGCAACAUACUUUAUUAACAAUCCAAUCCAAUCCAAUUAUAAUCCAAAUCAGAAUUGCAAUUAUAACACAAAUCAAAAUUGCAAUUAUAACACAAAUCAGAAUUGCAAUUAUAACACAAAUCAGAAUUAUGGAAGUGCAGCAGAAGUGGUGUUCCCUGAAGAGAUUCCUGCUAAGUUGAUCUGUAACUAUGGAUAUAUUCCCACUACAAUGCCGGUUGUCAGCUUCUCUGUUCAGCCAUUAGAUCCUAAUUGUAAUGUAAUUGUUGGUGGUGGUCAAACUUGUUAGAUAGCUAGUUAAAAAUUAUAAUAGUCUUGCUUGGUGCAUGUCCCUUUAAAGAUUUCGGAAUAAAUACGUUCCUUUUUUGCUUAAGACUACUUAAAAGCUAGCUAAUGUCUAGAAUAGGCCCUUGAGGCAUUGUUACUAGCGACAUUUGCUCGCUGUAUCGCAAUGCUGAUACGUUGUGCGAGGAAGUCACCAGCUCUUCGGUCACCAGUUACCUCAACGAGACGCUUCGCGAUUUCUGUGAACAACUUGUUUGCGCUGGGACCCCAUGGACCUAGAGUUUCUACGCCAAAAGGUACAAAAAGGUAUUAUUUGCUAUAGAUACAGAUAAACUUUCUGAUUAGAUAAACACUGUAAUUUUGGAUUUAAAAAAAUGCAAUCAGUAAAUCAGUAUCCUUAUUUCCAUCAUUAUCUUCAUUUUUAUCCGUUUUGUUGUUUUUAAUUGUAUUUUGUUGCUUUUGAUCGGGACUGAGCCAAAUGUUGUCAAGAAAUCGAUAUCACAUUAUUAUUUUACGUUUCUAUAAAAUAAACACAUUUUAAAUAAA